GCUUGUUUAAAAACCAGCUGAUCGGCCGGCUGCACGCAACUUACCUUGUUACGUCGUUACUAAAAACAAAUUCGUUGUAUUCAAUUAAAAUGUUGCCUAUUGCUCGUGGAAUUUACUGCGGACUGGCCAAUCUAACUCGAAGUGGACGGGUAUCUAUUCACACCGCCAGUAUAUUCCGUUGCAAGGCGGAGGCUUCCGCCGAUGAAAAGGAUGGCGAAGCGACCGAAGGCGAUAGUUCGACUAGUUCCGGACCAGAUCCAAAGGAUCGCACCACGGUUAUCCCUGUGGAGACUUCAAUGCGGUACAUGAAAAGCUCCGCCUACAAGCAAACCUACGGCAAAGACCCAGUCUGGACGCAAUAUCGGCGCAACCACAAGGGCAUGUAUGCGCCACGUAAAACCCGCAAGAUGUGUAUCCGCCAGAAUCGGAUUUCCACCGGAAAUCCAUGUCCCAUUUGCCGGGAUGAGUACCUGGUUCUGGACUACCGCAACACUGAACUACUAGAGCAAUUCAUCUCACCACAUAGCGGAGAGGUCCUGAGCUACUCGAAAACUGGCCUGUGUCAAAAAAGCCAUUUACAACUGAGGGUAGCCGUGCAGCAGGCCCGUGAUUCUGGAUAUUUAACAUAUGAUGUUCCCUUCAGGGAGUACGAUUACAGCGAGUACUACGGCCAGGAGCAUAAACAGAAAGCUUAACUACUACUAAGGUGCAUAUGUAAAUGGUCUAUUUUGUUAUUAAAGAAAAUUAUUCUAAUCGAA
Molecule: messenger RNA, 758 nt
Organism: Drosophila eugracilis
Lineage: Eukaryota; Metazoa; Arthropoda; Insecta; Diptera; Drosophilidae
Gene: mRpS18B
Product: 28S ribosomal protein S18b, mitochondrial
Exons: 2
Coding region: 90-695 (201 amino acids)
Biological process (GO): mitochondrial translation
Cellular component (GO): ribosome; mitochondrion
Molecular function (GO): structural constituent of ribosome
Source: RefSeq, a predicted model, not a curated record